Anopheles coluzzii is the source of this 1134-nucleotide messenger RNA. Its product is annotated as retinaldehyde-binding protein 1-like. The record is from RefSeq and is a predicted model, not a curated record. The coding region runs from base 91 to 1134 and encodes 347 amino acids. Gene Ontology annotation, molecular function: phosphatidylinositol bisphosphate binding. The transcript has 2 exons. NCBI's taxonomy places the organism in Eukaryota, Metazoa, Arthropoda, Insecta, Diptera, Culicidae. Gene Ontology annotation, cellular component: membrane.
UUACUAACACGUGCGUUGGUCGGUAGUAAGCAUUGAGUGUAAUUAUCGCGUGAACAACUGGUUCCCAAGAGAUCGCAACAAUCACGGUAGAUGAUGCUGAGCUUCGUUUCAGUAUCGAUCGAGCUACGAUAUAGUAAAGCAGUCUGUUUUGUCACGAUGGAAAAGCUCUACUCCGUUGAGAAGUGCCCGCAAACUUACGAUCAGUAUGAGUUUACUCUGUCUGACCUGUACCGCAAACUAGCAAAGGAUGAGCUCCGCGAGGACGACGAGAUUCGGGAGCAAUCGUUGACGCAGAUGCGGGAGUGGAUUGCCAAACAUCCGUACAUUCGCAAGUGCCGUACGGAUGCGUCGUUUCUGUUGCGCUUUUUGCGCUUCCGAAAGUACUCCGUACCGAUGGCGUGUGAGGCGCUGGAGCGAUACCUUGCGAUGCGUGAGACCUUUCCGCAGUGGUUUAAGAAUCUUGAUUGCAAUGACCCCGCAAUGCGAGAAAUGCUUCAGGACGGUGUGUUUACAAAGCUCGGCCAAGAUGCCGAGGGCAGGACGGUGAUCCUCUUCCGGUUUGCCCGUUUCAAUGUGGACAAGUUUACCUCACUGCAGGAAGGUCGCUUUACGGUGCUGCUCAUCGAGACGCUGCUCGAGUGUGAAGAGCUGCAGAUCGGUGGCUUUCGGGUGCUAAUCGAUUAUACUGGCUCAGUGUUAAAGCACUACGGCAUUUGGGGCGUUUCGGACAUGAAGGUGUUUAUGGAUGCGAUCAACCGCUCGUACCCGAUACGGAUCCGUGAGGUGCAUGGUGCCAAGUUUCCCAAGUUUGCUGUUUCGUUACUCAACUUGCUGCUGACGUUCGCUAGCCCAAAGUUGAAGGACCGCAUCACAUGUCACAACAGCGUCGAGGAAAUGGCAAAGCGAUGCGAAUCGACACUGUUACCCAAGGAGUGGGGCGGUGUCUGUGAUUUGCAGGAGUUCAAUCAACGGUUCCAGGAUCAUUUAGAGGACAGGCGGCAGGUGCUGCUGGCGUUGGAUGAAAUGGAUAUUGAUACGACGAAUUAUACUUCACUCUGGAAACACCACGAAGCGCCCGAGAACGAAAUCGAUAGUGGAGCGAUGGGAAGCUUUAGAAAGCUUGAUGUGGAUUAA